Molecule: messenger RNA, 1648 nt
Organism: Acanthopagrus latus (yellowfin seabream)
Lineage: Eukaryota; Metazoa; Chordata; Actinopteri; Spariformes; Sparidae
Gene: crym
Product: crystallin, mu
Exons: 8
Coding region: 123-1070 (315 amino acids)
Biological process (GO): thyroid hormone metabolic process
Cellular component (GO): cytoplasm
Molecular function (GO): thyroid hormone binding
Source: RefSeq, a predicted model, not a curated record
GCCUGGCUGUCCAGCGGCUCUUGAAUGCAGCACGGGCUCUGUCAGACAACCGCUCGAACUUUGGACCGACCUUUAUAAACUCAAGUCCUCCCCUGAACCGCAGCGGCAGGCUGUUAUUCACGAUGGCCGGGCCUCCUGUUGUCAUAUGGGAGCAUGAAGUUGAGCGGCUGCUGCACUACAGAGAGCUGGUCCCCAGGCUGGAGGCCGCCCUGGGGAAGUUCUCCAGGCGGGACAGCGCGGAGGUGAUCCAGCCUGUGCGCUCCACGGUGCCCCUGCAGAAACACAACGGCUUCAUGGGGCUGAUGCCUACAUACAUGGAGAACGACGGUGUCCUGUGCACGAAGUUCGUGUGUUUCUACAGCAGGCAGGAGGGCUCGACUCUGCCUGGCACACAGGCCACCGUGGUGCUGCUGGAUCCCGAGUAUGGGAACGUGAAGGCUGUCAUGAAUGGAGACGUCAUCACAGGUAUGAGGACAGCUGCAGUCUCGGCCAUCUCUGCUAAGCUGCUGAUGCGUCCUGAAGCAGAGGUCCUGGCCAUCCUGGGGACCGGCCAUCAGGCCCUGAGCCAUUACAAUGUCUUCACAGAAAUGUUUCCAUUCAAAGAGGUGCGUGUGUGGAGCCAAUCGAGACAGCGAGCAGAGAAGUUCUGCCAGUCCGUCGGUGGUCCGGUGAAGAUAUGUCUCUCUGCAGAGGAGGCAGUGAGGGGAGCGGACGCCAUAGUGACAGUGACCAAAUAUACAGAGCCAGUGCUCUUCGGUCGGUGGGUUAAACCCGGCGCCCAUGUGGCAGCGGUGGGAGCUUGCAGGCCAAACUGGCGGGAGCUAGACGACGUGCUGAUGAAGGGGGCGGUGGUGUACGUUGACAGCAGAGAGGGAGCGAUGGCCGAGGCCGGCGACGUCAUCCUCUCUGGGGCUGAGGUGUUCGCAGAGCUCGGAGAUGUCAUUAACGGCACAAAACCCGCCCACAGAGACAAGACGACCGUGUUCAAAUCACUUGGAAUGGGAGUUGAAGAUGCUGUGUCUGCUCAGCUGGUGUUUGACCAGUGGACAGCCAAUGCCAGCAAACUGUGAGGAGGCCAUCGUACACAAGCUCAUCGAGAUGAAGCCAACACAAGAAAGGACGAGAAAUAGCAAUUUUCGAUCUAUAUGGAUUUUAAUUCAGUUUUUCCAUCCUUAGAUAAAAAUAAAGCCGCUGCUGUUAGCUAGAUGCUAAUGUCAGCAUUCUGUUUGUCAUAUGCAAUAUUUACCAUGCUAAUACACCCACUGACAUUAAUGGUUACAUGCUCAUGUUCAGCUGCCAUCGUUACAAUAUUCACCAUUAGUUUAGUGUGGCAGCAUGCUAACAUUUGCUAACUUGCACUGAACACUAGGUACGGCUGACAGUCAUGGAAACACCUUAAGUUUUGUGUCAUAAAAACAUGUCAAAUUAAACUUUGACCCCCUGGUGGUGCUAGAGGAAGUGGUGGAACAGCUGACGUUGCCAUCCUGAGAGGCAUGUUCCCAGCAUGCCUUGUAUUGCCAAGCAUCAGUUGUUUCCAGCUUCAAAUAUGAUUUGUUUCCUUUUUUUGAUUAUAUGUGAAUACAUUUGCUGUGUUUGAAAUUAUUGACUAUCAUAAUUUUUUUUUAAAAAUAUAUCUGAUUGACCUACA